This is a messenger RNA of Cinara cedri, 1488 nucleotides long. NCBI's taxonomy places the organism in Eukaryota, Metazoa, Arthropoda, Insecta, Hemiptera, Aphididae. The record is from the annotation of a GenBank genome assembly.
AUGAAUAAGCUUAUAGGUGGAGAAAUUAUAUACAGAAGAAGAAAUGUUACAUUCUAUAGGAAUUUGAUGUCAUUUACCUCACAUAUGUUUGUUAUUGCAUUAACUAUAAUUUGCUGUGGUAGCUUACUUAGUGAUCCAAUAGUUAGUGCUACUAUAGAAGGAUGUAGGUUUUGCAUUUUUACUAAGUUAAAUUGAAUCAUUUUAAUAAAUCAAAGUUAAUACUAUUUUAAUUCUCUUUCUUGUUAGUUAUAAUAAAUAGCUAAUAGCAAUAAUUUUUUUAUUAGCUCCUGAUAUAAGAAACUUAAGUAUUCAUGUUACUGGCCUCACCAACACAUCUGUGGAUAUUUCUUGGUCACCUCCAAAAUCCACAAAUGGUGUUAUUCGUUAUUACUGUGUUUAUUAUUAUUUAUAUGAUGUAUUUGACCAAGCACUUCCAAAGGAUUUGAUUGAUAUAAUAGAGGAUGAAAAAAUAAUAACUGAAGAACGUAAUUUUACAGUACAGGAUACAAAGGUUAUAUUUCUUAUUUAUACAAUUAUUCAAUGCUAUAUAAAUAUUUCUAAUAUGUAAUAAAAAUUGUAUUUUAUUUUUAGUGUCAUCUAGAACAUCUGGAGAGCUAUAGGCAUUAUAACAUUACCAUUAGUGUAUGUACAGAAAAAUGCUCUGAACGUUCAUUUCCCAUACAAGUACAAACAGGUGUAGGAUGUUAGUAGGACAUUUUUUUUUCUAAAUAAAUAAAAACUACUGAAUUUAUUAUAUUAACUGUUAUUUUUAUAGUUCCAGGAAGAAUACCAAAACCAAAUGUAUUGUUCAGAAACAAAACAGGAAUAGUUAUAUCAUGGCAUAAACCUAUGAAACCUCAUGGUCCAAUUGAUUAUUAUCAAUUGAUCAUAUUGAAUCAUAGCGGACCUUUCACUUCACAAACUGUAUAUGAUGGAAGUAUAUUGCCCAUAGAAUUAGUUGAUACACUCACACAUGAAAAUCCAGAUAAUUUAUUAUAUCAAACUAACAGUAAGUAUCUAUAUAUUAAUAUUAUUAUGAUAAACUUUAAAAUAUUAUAUUAUAACUUGUAUCCAAUUCUUAAAAUUAUUUGAAUUUGUAUUGUAUUUGAUAAAGAUAAACAAUCCAGAAUUUUCUUUUGAACAUUUUAACUUUAUUACUGAAAUAUGUAUUAUUUAAUUAACAUUAAAACAAAUUUUUUUAAUUCUUAUCUAAAGUAUUAGACACUGAGUCUUUAAUUGACUUAAAGGACAGGUGUGUUAAUUAGAGUAAUUUGCAAUAUUUUCAAUUCUUAAAAUAAUUUUUUUUUUUUAUAAGUAAAUGUUUUUCGUGUACAUGUUCCUGAGUGUACUCCACAUGAUAAAGAUCAACGAAUUUAUUAUGCAGUACGAGCAGUCAACAACAAUCCACUUGAUCCUCAAAAGCCAUUUUAUGGACCAUGGUCUGUUCCUGGAUCAGUUAAAUGUUUGUAUUUGAAUACUAUUCUGUAA